Messenger RNA from Hordeum vulgare subsp. vulgare (domesticated barley), 1230 nucleotides. RefSeq lists its product as uncharacterized. The coding region runs from base 374 to 901 and encodes 175 amino acids. The record is from RefSeq and is a predicted model, not a curated record. Lineage: Eukaryota; Viridiplantae; Streptophyta; Magnoliopsida; Poales; Poaceae. The transcript has a single exon.
CGCAUGUGGCAUCGAUUCAAGUCUAGCAAGUCUUUACAGUGUGGGAUAUCGCGCACUGCUUCAGGGGAGACGAUGUGCAUAUACGAGUACUACUAAUAAUCAUCCUACAACGCAACGAGUGGUAAACUAACAGAGUGAUUAUUCGAGUCCUAUAACUUGCUGCACAUCGGGAAAUAUAAGCAAGCCACAAUGACCAGGGCACAUCACAUCGGGAAAAAUAAAUCCACAGUUCCACAAAAUAGAAGUUCCAGAUCUAGAUUCUUGCUAUACGCUGAAUAUCACAGCACCAUCCAUUCCGCCACAGAGCAUGCAACAGUCAGUGACAAAACAACCAGUACGAAGGUAGAAACGGACCGAAACGAUUUGCAAGUCGAUGGCGCCCCGCCGCCCCCGUCUCGCCGUGGUCGCCCUACGCGGCCCCGGCCUUCUUGUCGUCGCCGCCCUCCGCGGCCGGGGCCUCGUCGCCGUGGUCGCCAUCCGCAGCUGCGGACGCGCCGUCGUCGUCGCCGGCCGCGGACUCGUCGUCGUAGUCGUCGCCGGCCGCGGACGCGCCGUCGUCGUCGCCGGCCGCGGACUCGUCGUCGUAGUCGUCGCCGGCCGCGGACUCAUCGUCGUCGUCGCCGGCCGCGGAGUCGUCGUCGUCGAAGUCGCCGGCCGCGGACUCGUCGUCGUCGUCGCCGGCCGCGGAAUCGUCGUCGUCGUCGUCGUCGUCGCCCUUGGACAGCGCGGAGAACUUGUUCUUCGGGCCACUGAGCUGCCCAGGCUUCAGCUUCAUCUGGAUGUGGGGCCCGCGUGGGGAAUCUCCGUGGAGGGAGUACUUUUUUUCUUUCUUGCGCAGCACUUCCCGGUCCCGCGCAGGCAAAACACCGCAAAAAAAGCCAUUAUACUUUAUUUUUUUUAGGAAAAGGGCCAACACUCCCCCGAUUUGGUGAAAAGCAAUGGGAGGAGACGAAGGGUGCAUCCAGAGUGACAGUCCGCGGCAAGGCCUGGAAGGUUCAAAGCAGCACCAACCACCUGACCAUGGCAGCGGCGUAGUACAAUAGCGUUUAUCUUAUCUGCAUCGCCUGUGCUCUGGCACACAACAGCAUUCCGCUACAGGACCUUUUUUUGUUUUGCGGGAUGCUGCAGCAUACUACCCCGUACUACUACUUUUCCUGAUUCCCAUCUUUUUCAAUGGAGUAUACUUUAUUGAACCAUGAGUAUUAUUAAUUAAUAAUCAUUGCGAAUUUU